AAUGAGCCUCACAUGGCCACCUGCGUCUGAAUGGAGGUAGACCGUCCUUUUUUGGCAACUUCGUCCGACAUUCCCUAAGUAGGCUUCUCCUCGGACGCAUCCACGGGCUGGACUGUUCCAUCUCCUCUAAUGAUGGAUCCUGUGACAGAAUUCCCAGUGGGUAUCAAUGAAAUCGAUAUGGACCCCCACAUGGAGGAGCCAAGGAAAACCAUCAGCCAAGCAAUUGAAGAACUGAAUGCACAAGACAAAGCUCAACAUAGAGGAGGAGAUGCAAGAGAGGUCAAUAAUGAGGAUAAGAAGCUAACUUCUACCAUUGGCACUGAUGAGCUAGUGGAACCAAAAACGUCUGUUCAGGAUGUGGAGAAAGAUGAAGCAAUGGACAUUCUUGAAUCAAAUGUCCCAUCCAAUGCCAGGGAAGGAGAAAGAGAAGCACCAGAUAUUGUCAAUGAAGAUAGAAGGCUUGCAUCUGCUGUAGAUGAGAAAAUUGAACCAGAACUAAAGGAAGAGGAGGAUGAAGUGAUGGAUGUUCUUGGGAGUGGGCAACUCUUAAAGAAGAUCUUAGAGAAAGGGGAUUCCAAGAAACGUCCAGAGAGAACUGAUCGAGUGACAACUGACAUACAACUCUUCCUUGAGGGUGGAGGCCUCGUGGAAGAAUACCGGGACUUCUCCUUCUCCCUGGGUGAUAAUGAGAUUGUACAAGGCCUGGAUCUGGCCAUUCCUCUGAUGGAGAGAGGUGAGAAGGCAGAGAUCACAGUUGACCCUCGCUUUGGUUUUGGAGAAUUGGGCCGUCCACCAGACAUCCCAAAGAAUGCCACUCUAAAAUUUACCAUCCACUUAAAAGACUUUGGGCCCGAACCCGAUCCCGAAGGGCUCCCUCUGUCUGAGAGAAUGACAUUGGGAACCAGGAGGAGGGAGAAGGGAAAUUUCUGGUUUAGUCGUGGAGAAUACUCCUUUGCAGUUCAGUGUUAUCGCAAGGCUCUCGACUUGCUGGAUGACAACACUGACAUUGCAGACCCUCGUGAUGAACGUCCCGUGCAACAAAGACUUGAGGAACUCCCACCUGAAGUCGAAAAUAUCCUGCAGGAGCGCGUGAAGACUUAUAAUAACCUUGCUGCCGCUCAAAUGAAACUGGAGGCCUAUGAAGCUGCGAUCCGAUCUCUGGAUGCUGUCCUCAUGUGUGAACCGGAAAAUGUCAAGGCUCUGUUUCGAAAGGGAAAGGUCUUGGGGUUGCAAGGGAAAACAUCUGAGGCAUUGGAUUACCUGCGCAAGGCAAACAAGUUGGAUCCUUCAGAAAAGAUGAUCCAUAACGAGCUUUCCCGUAUUCUUGGUCGCCGCAAGGCAGAGCGUCAAGAGGAAAAGAGUCUUUAUCGGAACAUGCUUCGAGAACACUGGCACUCUGAGAACAGCUCUUCUUCUGUGCAAGCCAAGCAAUCCAAGUCAUCUUGGCGCAUUUCAUGGAAGGUGGCAGCCAUGGUCAUGGGUGCCAUGACACUUGGAUUCACUCUCUAUAAGUGGCGUCUUGGACCUGAGCUUUGACCCACUUGGCAGUAGCUAUAAACACUUCAUUUCCAUACUUAUAAUUUCAGGUAUGCUUCUGUGAUCUCCCCUAUCCACAUUUAUGAAACCCUUUCAGAUAUGCCAUGCAAACUCAUCGAUCAAAGCCUUAUUGGGAUGAAAAAUUUGUUGCCUGCUGUUGUUCACAUUUGAUUGAGAUAGUUUUUUUGUGAUGGACAUGUUUUAUUAUAGAAUUCUGUAGCCUUUAUAAUAAAAAAAUCACAAGGGGAAUGAAAAUCCAUGUCAGUAUGGAUUUGAUGUCACAGGGAGGGGGAAGGACAUGGGGCAUAGCCCGUGAACACUGGCUUCAACAGAUAGAGUGC
Darwinula stevensoni is the source of this 1877-nucleotide messenger RNA. Lineage: Eukaryota; Metazoa; Arthropoda; Ostracoda; Podocopida; Darwinulidae. The record is from the annotation of a GenBank genome assembly.